Messenger RNA from Penicillium verhagenii, 1068 nucleotides. RefSeq lists its product as uncharacterized. The coding region runs from base 1 to 1068 and encodes 355 amino acids. The record is from RefSeq and is a predicted model, not a curated record. The transcript has a single exon. Lineage: Eukaryota; Fungi; Ascomycota; Eurotiomycetes; Eurotiales; Aspergillaceae.
AUGCAGUUCCAGCCUAUGUGCCCCGUUCAUUUCAUCCACCCCCAACAGUUGCGUCCUCGAUUCUGCAUCUUGCGUCCCGGUGGUGUUCCUACGCCUCUUAUUGCAGCUGAUGAGCUUCCACCGUGGCUUCGAAUCUCUCAUCCGUCCCCAGAUAUGUUCAUCGGCUUGCAGCCUGUUUCUCCAACCUACAUACCACGGGAAGGUGAAUACCAGGUGACAUGCACCAACUGCUCAAGCAGCGCCUCUUCUAUGUCCGUGAACCACAGUGUUUCCGACCGGAAUGAAGACGUGCAGACUCCCAACUCCGCUGGCAGCGGGACUAGAAGCUGUACAAGUGCUCAGUCGCUUUACAUCGGCAAGCAAGAAAAUGGAGCCGCAAUUGUCCCAAAGUUUCCCAUUGGGUUCACCAUUGGAAAUUCGCCAUUCGAUGCAACACUGCAAAGUCCUGUCAUUGGCCUUUACAGCUCAAACAUACCUCCAAUGCCCCCGCGGACUGUGGAUGUAUCCGCUUCGACUGUGUCGCAGCCACAAAGCAGUGUGGGUUCGAGCUCGGGUUCUGAGCGCCUCUCAACAAAGCUCGGCAAGUCCGUAAAGCCAGAUACCCCGGGAGAAUUUGCCGACUCUUCAGAAACCCCUGACACAUGUGCGGGCUCGUCGAACAGAACAAGCAUCGCCUCUACCCGAUCUCUCACUGCGGCCGUUGAGCGACUCAGGAAAAAACUCAAUUUGAAGAUAAUAUCUCACCAAAACAGCUUUCGCCAGAAGGUUCACAGAGCAGUCCAGGCUGAUUCUGACUGGCCCAAACAACCCAAAGCUCACCGAGUCCAUUCCAAGGCCCCUCGACGUGUCAGAACCCCUCGCCGGCGCCGAGUCAACUCCAAGAAAUUGAAGUCAGAGCACUACAGUCUCAUUGAAAAGAACAAAGAUAUAGAACUGAACUUCGAGCAGCCGAAUUCAGCCACCAAGCGACGUGAUCGUCGCGAACGCUUGACCCAGCGAUUACUUCAUGGUAGACAUGACGUGGACUGCAAAAGCCGCUACUGGCACAUGGCGAAGAUCCCAAAAUAA